GCACAAAGUGAAUGGUACAGUAAUUUAGCAAAUAGGAAAAAAACCAGUAUAAAGCAGAGUUGCAGUUGAAACGAACUUCGCAGUGUUGGGGUGGGACGUUUUCGAGACGGAUUAUAACAUUUGCACCUAUAUAAUAAUAUGUACGCGAUUAAAAUAUAAUAUAAUUUCCACCGCAAAGUACCGCGGGUACCUAUCUACCUUUACUACUUGAAGUGAAAACUAUUGAAAUCGAACCUUUUAUUUAGUCUUCAACAAUGCGAUCGUUCAAACUGGAAAGAUGUCUGCUAACCGUCAUCUUUCUGGCGACUGUUAUUUUUUCCACCUGUGAUUACGCCGCUUGCUUGGAGUCCUCGUACAGAAUUAAGGAAUUCGGUUAUCCUCUGAUGACGUACCAAGUGAAGACCGUUGACAAAUAUCAGUUGGGCAUAGAACGAAUACCGCACAGUAAACAUCGUAGUAAUCCACGUCCCGGCAAACCAGUCUUGUUGUUGCACGGUCUGUACUUAUCGUCAGCAAUAUUCACCAUAAACAACUCGUCGCUCAGUUUCGUCCUAUCGGAUGCCGGUUUUGACGUUUGGCUGUUCAACGCCAGAGGAGUUGGUCUUUCGAGAAAACUCAGUAUUUAUAAGAAGCCUGGAUCGUCUCCAAAAAUGAACAGCAUAUCAUGGGACUUCAGUUUUCAAGAAAUGGGUGUGUAUGAUAUGACUACUACCAUUGAUUUCAUUUUAAAAAAUACCGGAUAUUCUAAAUUGGACGUGGUGGGCUACUCCCUUGGGACAACAAUAUCACUGGUAUGUCUAACCGAUAGACCAGAAUACAAUUCCAAAAUCAACAAACUUGUACUAAUGGCUCCAACGUCCAGGCUUAAAUCAUCGGGCAUGCCACUAAACAUGUUAAAACAAUAUUCUGGUUUCAUAAGAGGUUUCUUAGAUGGAGUUAAUUUCUUUCCGAUUACUCAUGAUCCUGAUACCACGUAUCGACUAUUGAGACGUUUGUGUACGAUUGAUUUCGCCUUUAAAUAUUGCAGACAAUUUAUUGAUUUCUCUCAAGGAAUCAAUUUACCGAUUAAUAAUGACACAAUUUUAGACAUCAUCUCCGAAUUUCCACAGCCAAUGUCUUCUAAGACCUUAAGACACAUGUUGCAAUUAUUGACAACUGGAAGAUUUUGCCAUUAUGACUAUGGCCCUUCUGGGAACUUGUUACACUACAAAACAAAAACGGCACCGGAUUACGAUCUGUCCAGGAUUACUGCUCCUACAUAUGUUAUAUAUUCCAAAGAGGAUACUCUAGUUCGUCCAGUGGAUGUUGAAUGGCUCAUAACUCAGUUACCAAAUAUUAAGGAUGUACACUACAUUGACAAAAUACCAUUUGGUCAUUUAAGUUUUUCAUUAAGUCCAAUUAUGAAGGAAGUCGUGAAUAUGUAUAUAACAAAUAAAUUAUUAGAUACCUAAUAGUAUAUAAUUACAAAAAUCAAAUAAUUAAUGAUGUAUAAAGUGCACUUACUGUAAGCCUACCGAGUAAGCCUACCGACCUAACUUUAUUUUAAAUAACUUUUUUAGAUUUGCAUAAAAUUGCAAAUUUAUUAUUUACAUUGAUUGAUUGGUGUUGUGAAUGAUUGUCUAUUUUAAUUAUACAUACUUAAUAUUGUCAUUACUAUAAUUUGCAUGCAAAUAAAGAUGUUAUAACUUUUUAUAAGUCAUACUUAACACCUUUAUUAUUGUAUGUAAAAAAUAUUAUUAUUACAUCGUUAAAAAAUAACAUAACUUAGUGAUUAUUUGGCAUUGAUGAUUCCUACUUAUUUGAAUGAGUAAUGUCUACGAUUAAUUACUAUGGCUAUGUAUAAUUAUCACUGAUUAUAUUGUACACAAGUUAAUUUUUUCGUAAAUAUUUUAUUUAAAUCAACAAUAAAUUGUAGAACUUUAUAUUAGAACUUUAAUUUUAAGAACGCAUAUUGUUUAGAAAUUUAAAUAUUAAAAUUUAAAAAAUUCAAAUGUUCGUAAUCAUGAAAAUGGCACCUAAACAUUAAGCUAAGAGCUUAAAAUGUUCUUUAAUAUUUUGCCUAUGGUUUUAUAUUCCAAACAUCCUAAUAGUUAAUCAUAGUUGUAUAUACCUAUAUUUGUAUUUGUAGAGUUAGUGUGAAAUUGGAUAUCAACUUUUCUCGUUGCAUAUGUAAAUUCUAAAAAAUAGUAAAUAAUCUACUAAAGCUGUAUGACAAUUAAAACUACGUAGAUUUAUAGUUAAUAAAUAUUUUUGUUAUGUUA
Messenger RNA from Myzus persicae (green peach aphid), 2261 nucleotides. RefSeq names its product gastric triacylglycerol lipase-like. Lineage: Eukaryota; Metazoa; Arthropoda; Insecta; Hemiptera; Aphididae. The coding region runs from base 255 to 1451 and encodes 398 amino acids. The transcript has 8 exons. Gene Ontology annotation, molecular function: hydrolase activity, acting on ester bonds. The record is from RefSeq and is a predicted model, not a curated record.